AUGACCAUGCUCAAGGAUAACCAUGUCUGGGCUUGUGCGAAUAACGCGGCGGCGAGUGAUGGUGGUGCGGGUGACACCGAGUCCGUGGCUGCGGCGAUCCCUCGUGCCGUGAAGGCGGCGAAGGCGGCGGGUGGGUUCGCGACAAAGGUCGAGGUUGAGUGUCGGAGUUUGGAGGAGGCGGAUGCGGCGAUCGGGGCGGGGGCGGAUGUGAUUAUGCUGGAUAAUUUCACGCCGGAGGGUGUGCGUGACGCUGCGAGGCAGCUGAAGCAGCAGAAUGCGGCGAACGGCGGCAAGCAUUCGUUCCUGAUUGAAGUCAGUGGUGGAUUGAAUGAGAGCAAUGCUGCUUCGUACGCUUGUCCGGACGUGGAUAUCAUCUCGACGAGUUCCAUCCACCAGGGGACCGGGAUCGUGGACUUCUCGCUUAAGGUUUCGCUGCGGUGA
Messenger RNA from Aspergillus melleus, 441 nucleotides. Its product is annotated as nicotinate-nucleotide diphosphorylase (carboxylating). Lineage: Eukaryota; Fungi; Ascomycota; Eurotiomycetes; Eurotiales; Aspergillaceae. Gene Ontology annotation, biological process: NAD+ biosynthetic process; quinolinate catabolic process. Gene Ontology annotation, molecular function: nicotinate-nucleotide diphosphorylase (carboxylating) activity. Gene Ontology annotation, cellular component: cytoplasm. The transcript has a single exon. Bases 1 to 441 code for a protein of 146 amino acids. The record is from RefSeq and is a predicted model, not a curated record.